AUAGUUUCUGCCACCCCUCGUCGUCGCUGUAAUUAUAAUGUGCAUUUGUUUUUGUCCAAAAUUGUCUGUUCAAAAUUCUGUUCCAGCCUCUAAUCGCAUUUUGAUAAUGCGAUCACGGUGAACGCCACGUAAAAUGGUGUAGUGCAGCUUAAAUAGUUAAAAACGUUUAUGUUCGUUCUGUAUUUAUUUUGUUCAAUUAAUAAGAGUCAAGUCAGCAAAAAAGUGACCCAGACACACCAGCUGAUCCAAAGCAAAGGCCCCCAGCCAGCCAGCCAGCUUGCCAGCAGACAGACUCAUCACACCUGCUACGAAUAAAGGGGAUUUAUUUACAAAACUGGCACUUCUGCAGGAUCUAAACAUUGCCUGGAUAUAAGAAUAACAACAAUUUGAUUGAUAAUGGCGCUGUCCAGGAAUUUGAUAUCAAAGAUCUAUGACAUAAAGGCACACGAUGGCAAAGUCACCAGCCUCGAUCUGGGUGAAACGGGCCGUGUGCUGGUCACCGGCGGCGAGGAUCGCAAUGUCAAUCUCUGGGCCAUUGGCCAGAACGAAUGCUUUAUGUCCCUAACUGGUCAUAAUCGUUCCAUUGAUUGCGUACGCUUUGCAUAUAAAGACAAUUUUGUUUACUCUGCCGAUGAUAUUGGCAUCAUACGGCGUUGGGAUCUCAAUGCCCAGAAGAUAUACUCAACGCUCAAUGGCCACAUGAAGAGUGUGCGGACUCUGGACUUUAAUCCCUCCGGGGAGUAUGUGGUAUCCGGCAGCAAUGACACCACCGUCAGACUCUGGGACGUGCAGAAUGAAAACAAUUGCAUUCGAGUGUGCCGUGGCCAUGUGUCGCAUGUGAACUCUGUUAAGUUCUCACCGGACGGACUGUGGAUUGCUUCCGCUGGCCUGGAGGGAUCCAUACUCAUCUGGGACAUACGAAAGAGCAAACAGAUUAUGGAGUUUAUAGCCGAGCCGCCAGUCACGGCCAUCACAUGCAUACAGUUCCAUCCGUUUGAGUUUCUGCUCGCCGCUGGACGCAUCGACGGCACUGUGUCCAUUUAUGAUCUGGAGCAUCAGCAGCUUGUCUCGCAGACCACACAUUUCUAUGGCCAGGCCAUCCGAUGCAUAACGUUCAGUGACAAUGGUGAAUGCCUCUUUGUGGGCAGUGUUUCGGGCAUCUCUGUGAUUGGCUGGGAGCCCGAUCGUGAGCUGGAUCACAUAAAGGGCACCUGGUCCUCGCUGGGCGACAUGAAAGUGGUCAACAAUAAGCUGAUCUGUGGCUGUCAUGAAAUCGAUGCUGUGUCCAUUAAUACCAUAAGCCUGGACCGUGUGAUACCGUUCUACCAGCCGCCGAAUACCCUGCCCAACUUCAAGCACAAUUCAACGAGCCGAAAGAGUUUCACGCGCGGCAAUCAAAAGUUUCGCUUAUCUCUGGGCGGCUCCAAGCCCGCCCAGGUCAAGGAGGAGCAGGAGCAUGACAAUAAAGGUCCCAAUUUUGAUGAUCUAUCAUCGCCCAAUCUGAGUCUGGAGGUUUUGAAUGAGGCCGUACUGGAAUCGACAGAAACAUCGCCCAUGACGUCGCUGCAGCAGGUCGGUAUAUCGGCUCCUGGCGAGCCUGUGCAUCCGUAUAGCGUUGGCAUUGAUACUACACAGCUGCGGCACACGAAAUUCUCGCGCCUGCCCGACAACAUGAUCUACAACAUAGACACAAACUACAGCAGCUACAGCAGCGGCAUGGAUGUGGGUGUCGGUUCCAGUUCCAGCCGCCACUUGCAGCUGAAUGGCCCCAGCUCGCUGCAUGCGGUGGAGAACUAUAACAAUAUUUAUCCGCCAGAGAAGGAGGAGGAUGACGAUGCCGAAGCGGAUGUGCAGCAUUUGGAGUACAAUCUGAAUGAGAGCAAUGCGCCAAUACUGUCCAAUUAUGAUAACUACGAGAUGGCCGAGGAUUUUCCAGUCAAUCAGAAUUUAAACUUUUUGGUCAAUAGCUAUAAGGCAGUGCCGCCGUUCUCGUCCACAAUAAAUGCCUCGUCCAAGUCGAUCAAGAAAACGACAACAAAUCUGCACAAGCGCGGCACGGGCAUCAGCAACACCAAACAGACAUCGACGGCGAUUUUCGGCAGCAAUAAGCUGAGCCAAGUGUCGUCGGUUAGUUCGAUGGAGCUGCACAAGCUGGACGAUAAUAUGAUACUCAAGAAAUCAUCCUCCUCGAAUGUGGUUAACAAGAACAAACGGCCAAUGGGCGCGACCGCACACAGCCAGUUCUACAAGGAGAAUAGCCAACAGAAGAACAUUAAUGUGGAGAUAAUCACAAAGCCGCCAAUGAGGUCACGCACCACACUAGAUAUGCGCAUAUCGCAUCAAAAUAAAACUCAGGAAAAGCAUACACACCAGCCACUCAACAAUCAUCGCAUCAUAGCGGAUGAUCAUCAGGACUUUGAUUUCCUAUCCAGAUCACACGAGGCUGUGCUGCAGGAAUUGAGCAAUCGCCAGACCAGCCUGGAUCUGCUAAGACACUCCACAAGAUCGCACGAUGUGCUGGGCGCCCUGAAGCAAGCUAGGAAUACCGGACGCUCCAUCUUUAUAGAUCUGCUGGGCGCCAUACUAGAGAAACCGUCCUCGUGGAACUUGGAUUUCUGCAUAUUCGUUUUGCCAGAGAUAUUUGAACUGUUGCAAAGUCAGCACAAGUUCCACUUUACCAGAGCCUGUGAUACGUUGCGUAUCAUUUUGUCAAACUUCUUGCCAACCAUACAGGAGAACCUCGACCCCUGGGCGGCCAAUGGCUUGGGCGUGGAUGUGACGCGGGAGGAUCGUCAGCGGAAAUGCGCCGAAUGCCAGCGUUGGCUGUUGCAGAUCAAGAAUCUGCCCGAAAGUAUUCACUUUGGGGGCACGCUGUCACAAUUGCAGAAUAUAAUUAUUUUUUAAAACUCGUUCACAAGCAUAUGUAUAUCUGUAGCCUGUAAAUUGUCCACGGGGUUCAGAUUAGAUCCAGGCUCUUGAACGAUUAUAUCCAACCCACUGUGCAGGAACAGACAGUUCCUUUAUUUAUUUUUU
Messenger RNA from Drosophila obscura, 3033 nucleotides. It is a transcript of the gene kat80, whose product is annotated as katanin p80 WD40 repeat-containing subunit B1. Gene Ontology annotation, cellular component: katanin complex. The record is from RefSeq and is a predicted model, not a curated record. Gene Ontology annotation, biological process: microtubule depolymerization; microtubule severing. NCBI's taxonomy places the organism in Eukaryota, Metazoa, Arthropoda, Insecta, Diptera, Drosophilidae. Gene Ontology annotation, molecular function: microtubule binding.